Molecule: messenger RNA, 2556 nt
Organism: Parastagonospora nodorum SN15
Lineage: Eukaryota; Fungi; Ascomycota; Dothideomycetes; Pleosporales; Phaeosphaeriaceae
Exons: 2
Coding region: 1-2556 (851 amino acids)
Molecular function (GO): protein binding
Source: RefSeq, a predicted model, not a curated record
AUGCGCCUCCUAUGGCGCGACGAUGACGGUACCCUCCGCCUGGCGGAGUUCCUCGGCAAGGAAGUCCCUCCUUACGCCAUCCUGUCUCAUACCUGGGGCAACGAUGAUGAAGAGUUCUGCAUGGAUCAGGCUACUAGGGACAAAAUCAAAUACUCCUGGAUCGACACCUGCUGCAUUGAUAAGACUAGCAGUGCCGAGCUCACGGAAGCUAUCAAUUCGAUGUUUCGCUGGUACCGGAAUGCGGCUUUGUGCUACGUGUAUCUCUCGGAUGUUUCAAUCUCUACGAAUGAUGAGUCUUUUCGUGGUGACUUACUUUCCCCGACGCUUUGGACUCUGACUUGCCAGCACAGCAAAUGGUUUACCCGCGGUUGGACGUUGCAAGAGUUGAUUGCCCCAGCUUCUCUGCGUUUUUACAGCACUGAAGGCAAGCAGCUUGGUGAGAAGCAUGCAUUGGCACAGGAGCUUAACAAGAUCACUGGUAUCAGCGUUGAUGUCUUGCAAGGUGGUCCAAUGUCGCACCUCACUUUUGAUGAACGCAUGUCGUGGGCAGCUGAACGCAAGACUAAACGCGAAGAAGACUUGGCGUACUCGCUGCUAGGGAUCUUCGACACUCAUAUGCCUCUCAUAUAUGGCGAAGGACAAGAGAACGCAUUCAGUCGGCUUCGAAGAGCAAUUCGCGAGUCCAUCGACGAUGAUCCGCCAGUAUCGAUUCCUGUCGUUCCAUCUAAACAGCGAAAACGCAUUGUCGAUGUUAAGAUUUUACGCCCGAAAAUAUCAUCAUCACAUAGGGCACGCUCGAUCGCAGUCUCCAGAAUAGAGCAUAUCUACGCCGAGCUCCUCAGUGGCGUAUAUGAUGCAUUACCUCAGAUCAUGUUCAUCUUGAUGCUUGUACUCCAGGUUCCAAGGGCACUAUCGCAAAUGCUCCCAGACAACAUAGUCCUGCGCGACUUCUUGGGAAGAAAGCAUAGUUUGCAGACGGAGUACUUCCAGAAUUGGCCCGUCUUGAUCGAAAUGCUAGCGUCCAGGUUCAAAGAUUGCCCAGGCCACGUACACAUAUCACGAGGCUCUUUCACCAUCAUGGAUGUCGACAAUUUUGGACGGCGAAUUGGCGCAUCCAAUUGGCAGGCAGUUGUUUCAAAGCGCAAAAGGUUCAUCAUGCUCGUCAAUAUCAGCGAAACGAAGCUUGUGAACAAUGCCUGUACGAGAUGCGGCGAGCGCAUCCGGAAACAGGGUGCAUUUACGGGAAUCUGCCGAUCCUGCAACCUUUUUUAUAGAAGCUUGACUGGACCAUCCAGUCGUCUUACAUCGCAGCAUCUUCAGACACUCAAGUCUGCUCAUUAUGUCUCUGGGAAUCUUCCAGUCCCUAAAGAUCCAGAAAAGCUGAUGCAUAACGGAAAAUGUGUCUCGCUGGUGCAAGAGCACGCCAGGUUGACGGGUGAAUUUCUGGACCUUGCCAUUGAUGCGGGGAUUAUCAAAGGACUUCCUAAAACAACGAUGCCAGUUGAAUUUUCGCGGGACAUGCCACAUGCACCAGAGAGCUCCCAGAUAAGAGACGAAGCAGACCAGGUGGAAGGAGAUAUCGAAAUGAAAGCAGGAGCUAACGACAUUGAUGAAGUAAGCGAAGACGAGGAAUCGCCAGACGAUCACUCUGGCUUGAUCGAUCGUUCGAGUUUAGACAGGGAGCAAGAGCAGCGAGAACUUCAGCACUUUUCUUCCAUCUGCGUGGAACAAGAUUCUAGUCUUCACGAUGCGGCGUAUAGUUCUAACAUCACAGAGAUGCUUCGUCUGCUGUGUACCGGUCAUCAAGUUGACGAGAACUGGGGUUUGUGGGGAACUCCCAUGAUUGCGGCCGUACUGUCUGGCUCAACCGAGGCGAUCCAAACAUUGCUGAACGCUGGAGCCGAUCCACUUCUUUCGGCAGGCCCCUUAGGAUACCCCCUCAACGCGGCUGCUUAUGUUGAUCACGCCUCAUGUUUCCAGGUCAUUCUCGAUGCGACCAUACAGAGACGCUCUGCCUCCAGGAAAAGGGCCCAAAGCUUCCAGGAUGCCGUUGACCAAUCACUAUUCACAUUCAUGGAUGGCGAGCACCAUGGCCCAGAAAUUCUGCUUCUCUAUGCCGGUGCGAAUCCUUUCAAACAGUUUUCGGGCGGCAGAUCUGCGUUUGCCGUUGCACUAGGCAAGAAAAAUGAUUUGCUCACGACCUGUUUCCUCGCAGAGGCUUGGGGCAGACAGUUGCUUUCGCCUCAUGAAGUCCUUUGUCUGUGGGCUACUGUAGCAGGCAAUGAUGUAGACGCCAAGUUGGUGCGUGACCCAUGGCUUGCGUCAUGUUGUAGGAACAUCAUGAUUAACAGAAGCCAAAUGCUGGAGAAUCGUAUUUCAGCCCGCUUAAGCUCCCACACGAAACCUUUCUUCCAAGUCCACCAGGACUGGCGCGCGUUGAAAAGUCGUGGAAGAAGCGUCGGGGCCGAAUAUCUUGACGGAUUUGCCAAAGUUUCACGUAGUGCGCAUGCACAGUCCUAUUUCGUGCCGCCAGUUUUCCGCAUCGUUGUGAACUAG